Molecule: messenger RNA, 6245 nt
Organism: Rhinichthys klamathensis goyatoka
Lineage: Eukaryota; Metazoa; Chordata; Actinopteri; Cypriniformes; Leuciscidae
Product: centromere protein F
Exons: 16
Coding region: 282-5396 (1704 amino acids)
Biological process (GO): mitotic cell cycle; metaphase chromosome alignment; regulation of G2/M transition of mitotic cell cycle
Cellular component (GO): chromosome, centromeric region; spindle pole; nucleus
Molecular function (GO): dynein complex binding; microtubule binding
Source: RefSeq, a predicted model, not a curated record
CAAAUCAUGUUCGGCAGUUGUUCUGAGGGGCGCAAGAAACAGCGACCGCGUGCGCUCAGUUUUGACUGUUGAAAAUAGCGACAAUCUGUUUACGUUAAACGGUCAAACGCUUCAGAUGCUAUAUAGAUAUACAUAUCGGUUGUAUUUUAUUAACAGACACGUAAACGGCAUUCAAGACAUCAGGAUCACUGCCUUUUAAAGAGAUCAACAUAUCAGAAGUCCUGCGCUGGAAGAUGAUCGGCCAAGCUCUCUGAAACCUCAGUCUGUAAGCAUCUUCAGCGAUGAGCUGGGCCGGAGACGACUGGACCGUGGGUCUGACGGGUCACGUCCUGCAGAAGGUGAAGCAGCUUCAGGCUCAGAAUGAGAAGCUGAACAAGGAAAAACAGCAGAGGCAACUGCAGCUGGACAACUCGGAAGCAGCUCUGCACAAACAGAAGCAGAAGUAUGAGGAGGUGCGUGUGGAGCUGGCUGUGCUUCAGAGAGAGCUGGGAGGAGAGCGGGAGGCAGUGCAAGCGGAGGUGCGCACCAGAGACCGCCUGUCCCACGACCUGCAGGUCAAAACGGCUCAAGUGCACUCGCUAGAGGGACAACUCCAAUCUGCCAAAAAGCAGACACAAAACCUCACACAGGAGAUCAAGCGGCUUGAGGCGGAGCUGGAAAAGCUGCAGAAGGGAAAUGGCUCUGGGGAAUCAACGUUGUUUUCCACACCUUGUUGGAACCUGAGCUCUCCCUGGGACAACAACGGUGGUUUCAGAGCAGAGAGUGAAGGCAAAACACAGCAUGUCAGACAGCAGCUGCAGUUCGGAGACGUCCCCAAGCCUUCAGUGGGCGGGGCUUCCACCCCGUUUCCACAGCAACCACAUAAAUCCCCACCCCUUCGGCGCAACGUCCGCCAAUCAGAACCCUCCACCCCCACCUCUGUGUUUCCAUGGGAACGUGGUGAUUUGUCGUCGACUCCCAAAGGACGACCAGCUUCCUCGGUUUCAUCCAGUGACAUCAUAAUCAAGAGCAAUGACUCUGGUAUGGAGGAGGCCUUGAGGAACGAGAUAGAUGAGCUGCGUGUGCGUGUAUCAGAUCUACAGCGGGAGGCACAGCUGGAGUCUGAGCGCUUGAAGGACGUGGAGUCUCGCCUGGCUCAGGCUAACAGAGAGAUCAGCACCAAAGAACAGAGUCUGACACGCAGCCAAGACCAGCUGACCCGCGCACAGACCCGCAUCACACAGGAGACUGAGCGGGUCCAGUCUGCUGAGCAAAAAGUCAAGCAACUUCAGGAGGAUCUGAAGUGUCAAAGGCAGAAUGCUGAGAGCAGCCGUUGCAGUGCAGAACAGCGCAGGAAAGACCUCGAGAGAGAACAUCAGAGGGAGCUGUCGGAGCUGCAGAGAGAGAGACAGGCUCUGGAGAGACAACAUCAGCAGGAGAGCAACAGACUCAACCAGGAGAUCCAGCAGGCCAGAGCACUUCACAACACACUGCAGGCGCAGCAUGACAAGGUGUGUUUGCAGAAGCAGGGUUUGGAGAGAGAUCUAGAGGAUGUGAGAGGAAAACUGAAGAACACAGAGACUGACCUGAGAGAGAGUCAGAAGAGAGAGACACAGACUGAGGCCAAACUCAUGGAGGCACUGAGGGAGAACGAGAGUCUCACUGUGUCUCUGGGGCAGAUGAAGAAACAGGAGAAAGCUCUACAGGAGGAAGUGAAGCGGUUGACCGAAGAGCUUGCUGAUGCCCUCAAGCUUAUUAAAGAACUGCAGGCUCAGCUGGCCGCACCUCCUCCAGCUGUGCCCGCUCCUCACUCCAGCUCUUCAGGAGACUGCUUCUCUCCCUCUGUUUCCCUCCAUCAUGACCAGUCUCCUCCUUACAACCACUCCUCUCAAGGAAAGAGAGCUCCUAAAAAAGGACGAACAAGAGAAGAGGAUCGAAUGAAAUUCCCCUCCGGCAGAGAGCCAGGGGAGGGCAUCGACUCAGAGCACAUCAGUAAAUUUGAGUCUGAGCAGUUACAGAAAUUUAAAGGAAAAGGCGGUCAAACGCAUCCAAGCGGCUCUCCAAGGCUGAGUGAAACGGAUGUAGACACCUCAGUGACAGAACAAGACACGGGUAUUGAAGAUGUGGACACAGACUCGUUUACAUCUGACUCAACCAGUGGUAUGAUGCCUAAAAGUGAGUCGGACAUCUCUUGCAGCCUACAGUUAGACAUUGCAAAUGACACAUCAGGUAAGACAGAAAAACGUGACUCGAUGCCUCUAAAAGAUCUAAAGAAGGAGAAUGCAGAGCUUCGCGAUGAACUUCGAGAUGUGAAAUCCGACCUUCAGAAGCGACUCGAAGACCUCGAAACCCAGAGGAAAGCGGAAACGGAGGCCAGGACCAAACUGAAACAGUUGAGCCGCAAGCACUCGAUCCAGACAGAGCAGCAACGCGCCAAAUCUCUUGAGCUCAAAGACAGUGUGACGAAACUGGAAACCCAGCUGGAACAAGAGAAGAAGGAGAGCAUGAAACUGAAAGAAACACUUGAUGCACUAGAAAGAGAAGCUGAGAUGAGGCUGGAAGAGAAGGAGAGAGGCCAGGAAGAAGGAACCCAGCUGAAGAACGUCUUGGCUGAGAUGAAGCGAAAGGAGACGGACAUGGAGGAAGAAAUAAUGCGAAUGAAAAAGGACCUGCAAGACCUUCAGCUCAAGCUUGCACAGGAACGGGAGGAAAGAGAGAGGGAGAGAGAAGAGGAAAGGAAGCAGAUCAGAAGAGAGGAAGUAGAAGCACUAAAGAUUGCACAGCUUCAAGAAGAGCUGGACAAUCUUCAAAAGUCUAGGAGUUUAGAGGAGAAAAUAUCAAAAGACAAUCUUCCCGUCACAUAUUUACAACUAGAACACCACCCAAACGAUAAGAAUGACAUUCAAGAGUCCAUCUGUGAUUCUGUGAACCUUCACAAUGCAAAAGUCUGCAAAGAAACCAGAACAAUUAUGGAUCUUGGAGCACAAACUAAACCAACAGAGGACAAGACCUCAGCUGCGGAGACAGGCAGGACUCGAGCAUUGAGCACAGAUGCUUCAGAUUUGGACAGCACUACCUUUUUAGUUUUGGAGGUGGACCGCUUAAGGGCGGCGAGGGAAAGAGAGUCGGAGAAGGCGAAACUAGCUCAAGGAAAGCUGGAGGACUUACAGAAGCAAGUGACCACUCAGACUAAGCACCUUACCCAAGCUUUUGAAAGUCAGAGCAAGCACAUCGAGAACCUGCUGGGAGAGUUGCAUGAUAAAGAAUGCGCUCUCCAGAAGCAGGGUGUGGAACUGCACAAAUGUCUAGAGAAAAUCAGUUUUCUUGAAGAAAAACACACUAGGGUGGACAUCACCCCCAAUGACAUCUCUACAGAGAUGUCAAGAGAACUAAGCUGCGAUUCUGUCUUCAGCAACACGAGUAUAAGUGACCAUGAAAUGUUUAGUGACGAUACGCAACUGAUUUUGAAGGAGAAGGUCUCUCAGCCUUCUGCACAGCUGCUUGUGGAACUCUCUGUUAGUCAAAACAUUGAUCAAACCAACACUAGUGAGAUAUCUGAUAAGCUGCAAGUAACUGAAGCUUCCAAGCCACAUGAAUCAUGUCCCGCUUCAGACGUACAUUGUGAACAUGCUCCAAAUUCUAGUGCAGAUUCAGAAGCACCAGGACUUUCUGAGGUGAUUGAAGAGAAUGCAAGUUCUCUCUUGCCAGAUGAACAGUUGGAUGUUCUGAACUUCCAACAUCCCAUUCCAGAACCUUCCACAGAUGAUAUCAAGGAGCAAGAACAAGUAACAAAGGAAUUACAAGUCACUCAACUUGAGCUGAAUGUGUUAAAGUCUCAGAAUUUGGAGCUUUCUUUACAGGGAGGUGUGAUAAAGGAAGAGCUUCUGACUGUUAAACGAGAGAAUGAAGAGUUGGGCAAAGACACUUGUGCGGAACAAGAUGCCUUGCUUUUAGUGAACACUGAAAACAAAGAAUUGUCCAGUACAAACAAAGGAUUACAAACCAGCUCCUCAUUAGGACAGGAGGAGUUGGUUGUUCUUCAUGAAACCUCUAAAGCAGAGGUUCAUUCUCUUCAGGAGCAGAUCCAGGCAUUACAGGACCAAAUCCAGCACCUCUCUGAGCAGAACAGGACACAAGCUGAAGAACUAGAACUCUGGAAGCUCUCGACCAUGGAAGAAAUAGUGGGCAACAACUCGCCCUCCAUCGUGCUAAAAGAGUUCGAGCUGUUCCUCCCCUGCAGUCCCAGCAAGCUGCAAACGCAGUCCCGAACAACAAGCAGGCGGUGCACUGUCGGAGACGUGACAUAUCGGUCUGGAUUAGAUGACACAAACGACCAGACCAACUUGGGGGAGCAUGUGUCACCUGAGACCCAAAUGACACAUGAUGUGAGGGAAUCUCAAGGGCCUGCUGAGAACCUUAUGACUGGAAAUGAGGGGAUGACCGAAGGACAUGCUCAACACGAAUGCGAGAGCAGCUCUGCCAACCACAGCGACAAAAGUCCUCCUGUCUGUGUCUCAAAUAUAAUGACUAGUAACACUGAAGACAAGCUGUCCCCUCUACUGACCAAACCAACAGAUUACAGUAAUUCAGAGUCUCAGCCGAUUGCCUCAGUGUCUCUCGAGGAUGAGACCAAAGCAGCAGAUGCCAGUGCGAACAGCCAGGACGAUGCCUUAAUCAGUGUUUCCAUCUCAACCAAAUAUCAGACGGAGGUAAUCAACUCAAAUCCAAUCACAGAGUCCUGUGAGACUGCAGACUCCCAGAAUUCUGAUGUGUUAUGCAGUGGGCAUAAUGAGAUUGAAACUAUAGAAACUGUUGGUUUGGAAAAACAAGGGCAUUGUCAUGGAGAUACUUCAAAUAAACAGAGUGAACAACAUGCUACUGUGGAAAAAACACUCAAGAAUGAGCCAGCUCACGGUCAAAGGGCAGAGGUUAGCGAGGUCAUUGGCGUUUCUAACAGAACAGAGGUGAAGAGUGUGUCCACUCAGACAGAGGAGAGCCGUGAGCUGGACUUGAGGGACAAACAUUCCCCCAUCCAUGCCUGCACCCAGACAGAUGGAGAACAGCUGGAGACGGAGCAAGAUGAAGACGAUAAAGAGUCUGCAGACUCGCCGCCCCUCUCUCUGGCCCCACAGACUGUUACGAACCAACUGCUCUUAUCCAGCGUGUUCCCCAUGAGCGACCCAGCUCACCUUGCUGAACGCAUCCGGCAAAACCGCACCCGCAUGUCUGCCGCGUACGACGAGACCGAAUAUGAACCGUACGGCCUGCCCGAGGUCGUCAUGAAGGGAUUUGCUGACAUCCCCAGUGGACCCGCUUGUCCGUAUGUCCUGCGCAGGGGGCUUCUGGGAACUGAUGCACUGCCCCUCCCACGCAGAGAAGCCACGCCCCAAGAGAAAGAUGAUGAAAUAGAGCCAUAGUACUCACACACACCUGAUACCUCCCGUAGGUAUUUACUGUGCUUGCUCUGAAACACAUCUAGAGACGCAUUUGAAGUCAUUUCCACUGGUUAUACUAAUAUAAUUCACAUUUCAGAGCAGCAUCAUCUGUUUUUGUUUCCAGGUUUCCACACUGAAGGAAUUUCACUGCCUCUUUAAUCCUACUGUAAGCGUCAACGAUGUCAUCUGAUCACCAAGACGCUCGAGAGUCCUGCCCUGUCAUGUGAUGUAGAAUUUGAAGUUUUGCGCUCUCUUUUUCUUGGUGGUUCUCAUCAGCUGACAGGCAGUGCCUUAUUGUGUAUAUUGAUGUCAUAUAGUUUUGUUUGAGUAAUGGAGCCGUUUACAAAUUAGCUUUGAAAUACCAAUGUAAUAUAUUUUUGUUUGCGUAAAGGUGGCGAUAGCCCCUCUUUUAGAGACUUGAAUUUUGUGAAUAGCCUUAUUUAUUGACAGACACUUUUUGAAAACUUGCCUUUGUGCACUAGUGUGUGUGUGUGAGAGAGAGAGAGUGAGUGUGUGUGUGGUAUGACUCAGAUCAACCUGAGCCUGUUUCCGUUCCUUGUAUGGCGAUUCACUGUCAGACUGUUUCUUUCUCUCUCUCUGUCAUCUAACAGCUUUAUAACGCACAGUGGAGUAUUUAUAUCACUGUCCGUUUGUAAUGAAGCUUUUGAGAAGGUUUGAGAAAUGGAUACAUUUUUGAUUAGAUUAAUCUGUUUAUCUAAUUCACUGUCAUCUUAGUAUUUGUGUGUACGUUUCUUCUAAAUGUCAAAUGGUUUGUAGAAUUUUCAGUUAGGAAUGUUUACAUUUAUUAAACGUAAAUGAAACCCAAAUGUC